CACACCGCACUCUCUCUCAUCACCCUCUCCCACCAAUUGUGUACCUUCCCUUGCUCCUUCUCACUUCACAACACUCACCCCAUUUUUCUACUCCUUUCCUUCUUCCCUCCUUUUAUUUCAUUUUUCUAACAAAAUGGAGGAAAGGGUGGUACCAAAGAGGCCAAGAGAAGAAGAGACCCUAGAGCACAAAGAUGCAUCAUUAGAUAGUUAUGAAUUACUAGAGUCCUCAUCAAAGAGACACAUGCCAUACAACCACAUACUAUCCCUCCUUGAAUCAGAGGAAGAUGACUCCACACAAGACCUCUCUCCUCUCAUCACUGCCCUCCAACAAGAAAUCACCAAUUGUGCCAAUGAUUCGGAUACCCUUUUGAGCCAACUCAACCUCACCAACCCCACAACAACAACUAAUAAUAAUUUAGAGUCUUGUUCAUCCUCAACAACUCAAUAUUCUAGUAACAUGGUGGAGGAACAUGAUGACAAAGAAGGGGUCAUGAGACACCUUCUUGAAGCUUCUGAUGAUGAACUUGGGAUUCCAAAUAAAGAGGAUGAAUCACUCGAUCAUGGUGAAGAUGGGUUCAAUUUCAACGGUGGGGACAUGUUUUCUUCCUUUUGUGAUGGGUUGUUGUGGGACCUUGAAGAUGAAGCUGCCAACUACUAUGAUCUCUUGCAGUCUCAACUCUUUCUUUAGUUUUUUUUUUUUUUUUUUGGUGGGGGUAGAAAGUGAAAAACCAAAGUUUUUCAUGCGUUCAAGAUGAAAUCCAAGGAGAAACAAAGGAAAAAUUUACACUCUUUUUUUUUCAGUUUUUUGUCCCCUCUUUUUGUAAAUUAAGAUCAUGGGAGGCUUACGUGGUUGGUUAUUACUUGGCAAUAUGUCGAUCUGUAGAAAAAGCAACUUGGCUUAUACUCACAUUACAUUACACAAAGUAAUAAUUAGCUAGUAAUGAUCUUCUUAACUCUUUCAUAUGUUUAUUUUAUUGACUUUUGAGGGUAAAUGAAAAAUGACUUCUCUUUA
Glycine soja is the source of this 1012-nucleotide messenger RNA. RefSeq lists its product as uncharacterized. The record is from RefSeq and is a predicted model, not a curated record. The transcript has a single exon. The coding region runs from base 134 to 688 and encodes 184 amino acids. NCBI's taxonomy places the organism in Eukaryota, Viridiplantae, Streptophyta, Magnoliopsida, Fabales, Fabaceae.